CGCUCAGCGCGGAGCGGAACCGGCCUGCCCGGGAAGGGAACCGCGCUCCGUGAGGGAAGCGAGCCGGCGGCCGGGAGGUAAAGGCUGUGAUGUUGACAAGAGCAGCAGUUAAUGUCUUGCUCCACUGGACAUGAAGUUGAUGGUUUAUUUGCAAUUUAUGAAUUCUUUUGAAGAUGAGCAAGGUGUGUGCUGUUUUUGGAGGAUCCCGUGGCAUCGGCAGAGCUGUGGCAGAGCUGCUGGCACAGAAGGGCUGCCGCCUGGCCAUCAUUGCUAGGAACCUGGACGUGGCCCAGAGCACUGCCCGUGACCUUGGGGCAGGACAUCUGGCACUUAGCUGUGAUGUAUCCAGUGAAAAAGAAGUCCAAAAGGCUUUUGAGGAGAUGCAGAGGAAUUUGGGUCCUAUUAACUACUUGGUUAAUGCAGCUGGGAUCAACAGGGAUGGUUUGCUACUGAGAACCAAGACUGAAGAUAUGAUAGCCCAGAUUCACACUAACCUUUUGGGAACAAUGUUGACAUGCAAGGCUGCUCUAAAGGUCAUGAUUCAGCAGCAGGGAGGUGCUAUUGUCAAUAUAGGGAGUAUUGUAGGACUUAAAGGCAACUCUGGUCAAAGUGUGUAUAGUGCUACCAAAGCAGGAUUAGUUGGAUUUUCACGCUCUCUUGCUAAAGAAGUAGCAAAAAAGCAAAUUCGGGUCAACGUUGUUGCUCCAGGCUUCAUUCACACAGAGAUGACAGCUCAUUUGGAAGAAGAUCAGUUGAAGAAAGCAAUUCUCCUUGGAAGAUUUGGAGAGCCUCAUGAAGUUGCACAAGCUGUUGUCUUCCUUCUAGAAUGCCCAUAUGUUACAGGGAGUGUUCUGGUUGUAGAUGGAGGCUUGCAGCUUAUGACCUAAGUUCUACCUUGAAUAAAUGACUGCUUUAAUGUCAUGAUGGUAAUAUAUAAAGAUAUAUUAAAUAAAGGGAGAGGGUUGGAAAUCGUUUGAAGAUUGAUGUACAUAAUUGACUUGGUCUUAUUUAGUCAGAGAAGAAAUUCAGCAGCAGUGAAGUGCAACGUGUGUGAUUAGCUGCCUGAAAGUCUGUUUGGUAUGACAAAGUCUGUGUAUGAAGCAAUUUGAAAAAGAUCUGGUUUUGAUACAGUGGUAGCUUUAAUAAUGUAUUGAUACAGUUUUAAAGCACUGUUUUUUUUAUAAAGUCCUGUUUCCUAAUUUGGGACAGAAUGAGAUUUUAUUUGAAUUAUCAUGUUACACAAAGGUUAAUAAAGUGCAGAGACGUGUUUAUUGGGUGGCAGGUAUGAUUGCAUCAAGUUUUUCAAGUAGGGCAAAGAUUUGAAUGUGUAGUUUUGCAUUCUUAUCAGUUAGUCCCUACAAAGUAGCAAGGAGUUUCCUUUGAGCUUUGUUUGUUUGUACCUAACACUACAAAGCUAGGAACUUCUAGAUCUUCAGCAUACCUGAAUUGCCUUUAGAAGCUUUAAUUAUAUGCAAUGUGUUUUUAUAAAGUCAAAGCCUCGGUUCCAUUCCUGAAUGUAUGUACAGCACUCACUCAAUCCAGUGUCCCUUGUACAUGCCCAUUGAAGGAUUGCUACAGCACUGGAGCUGCUAAUCCUGUCAUAUUCUCAGCUUGAGCUGCACAUGCACUGCUGAACUCUACAGCUGCAGACCUUGCUCUGUAAGACGCUUUACAAGGACUCAGUAGAUGUUUAGAACAUGUAUCACUUCCAGAGCACGAAGUCAAGGUGUUUUGUGUUUUGCUCUGUAUCUUCAUGAGCACUCAGUUCAGCUGUUAAGUUGAUGCUCCCUCGUAUGUGAGUAUAGUCAAUAAAAUGGCCAUUUAUUUUAUUCAAAGCGACUUUUGAAGCAGAGUAAUUAUUCUGCUGUAAAUGAUUCUGAGUGUUCCUGUCUUGCUGAAAACUUACCAAAUGUUUGACCUCAGGCUUUUCUAUUGAGCUUGAGUAAUUUUUGAUAAUUGAUGUUUUUAUUAUCUCUAAAGAAAACUAUGAAUGUGGUUUCAGGACCUUCACUUCUUAGCUCUGGUGCUCUCUGCAUCAUGAUCCAGAUGUUGAUUCAGCAUUUGAAAUUGCUUCCCAUCUUGGCACACACCACGAUACAGAAAGAAGAGAUCUCACUGAUGAUAACUGAGUCUUUAAAGUUGGAGAUUUUCUUCUUUCUUCAUUUGUGCAGCUGAGAAAUUUUGUCUUUGUGCCAGAAAACAAUACAUGUUCAAGCUUCUUGCAGGUAUGUAUUGAGAAAUAAUACAAGGAGUAUGUGUAUGAACAGGAGAUUUUACAGUUGGUUGUGCUACUCACUUUAGAAUAUAAAAUACCACUAGAAGUAA
Messenger RNA from Pyrgilauda ruficollis (rufous-necked snowfinch), 2325 nucleotides. It is a transcript of the gene CBR4, whose product is annotated as carbonyl reductase 4. The coding region runs from base 174 to 887 and encodes 237 amino acids. The record is from RefSeq and is a predicted model, not a curated record. The transcript has 6 exons. Gene Ontology annotation, molecular function: quinone binding; oxidoreductase activity, acting on the CH-OH group of donors, NAD or NADP as acceptor. Gene Ontology annotation, biological process: fatty acid biosynthetic process. NCBI's taxonomy places the organism in Eukaryota, Metazoa, Chordata, Aves, Passeriformes, Passeridae.